AUGGGUGAUACGAAUGGGCGAGUGAUCGCUGGUGGUAAUGGCUCAGGAAAUCAAUUGGAUCAACUGAAUGAUCCAACUGAUGUGUUGAUCGACAAAGAGACAAAUAGUCUCAUUAUUUGUGAUCGAGGGAAUCGACGAGUCGUACGUUGGUCUCGUCGUAGUAGCACUACUCAAGGAGAAAUCCUCAUCGAUGAGAUCGGUUGUUUUGGAGCGACCUUGGAUGAUCAGAAAUAUCUUUAUAUCUGUAACGAAGAAGAACAUGAAGUAAGACGAUAUCAAAUAGGAGAUCAGAAAGGAACUCUCGUCGCUGGUGGUCAUGGCCGAGGUGCUGCUCUCAAUCAACUCAACAAACCGAGAUACUUGUUUGUCGAUCAGCAACAAACUGUCUAUGUGUCAGACACCAGGAAUCAUCGUGUGGUGAAAUGGAAUAAAGGUGCAAAAGAAGGCAUUGUCGUCGCUGGUAGUCAAGGCAAAGGAAAGGCUUCCACACAACUCUGGCACCCUCAAGGACUGUUCGUCGAUACUGUGGGUACACUCUACGUAGCAGACGCGUACAAUCAUCGAGUGAUGCGUUGGUCUAAUGAAGAACAAAGGGGAACUGUUAUUGCAGGUGUAAAUCAAAAAGGAGAAGGAGCAAAUCAGUUCAACUGGCCCAUGGAUUUGUCCUUCGAUCCAGAUGGCAAUCUCUAUGUCGCCGAUCACUACAAUAAUCGUGUUCAACGUUUUUCGAUCAAAUAG
Messenger RNA from Rotaria sp. Silwood2, 738 nucleotides. NCBI's taxonomy places the organism in Eukaryota, Metazoa, Rotifera, Eurotatoria, Philodinida, Philodinidae. The record is from the annotation of a GenBank genome assembly.